Molecule: messenger RNA, 862 nt
Organism: Lindgomyces ingoldianus
Lineage: Eukaryota; Fungi; Ascomycota; Dothideomycetes; Pleosporales; Lindgomycetaceae
Exons: 5
Coding region: 77-811 (244 amino acids)
Source: RefSeq, a predicted model, not a curated record
CCAGCUUCCGGUUAUCUCGAUAGAAUUUUAUGCCAAUUUGAUCUUAACUAUCAACAUCAAUUCAUUAAUUUUCACCAUGGCCGCGAAGAGUGAGCCGAAGGAUCCAACAGCUGAGGAGGCAAUUACGCUCUUCAAGGCCGUGGAGGAGAAGUUCCCGUCGAAGACUCUUGGAAAUGACAAGUGGUAUAUUGUGACGUUUGCGGCGAUGGUAGGAGGAGGGCAGGCAGAAUUUGCACCGGCGCUGUACUUGCAGCUCAUUCAGCGCCCUGAAUUUUCAACUUCGGAUCAGCGACAGGCUCUGAUGCGAAGAAUUCGCGAGACCAUGAUGAAGUUGGCAUGCGUUGCCGGCGUGUGCAAGCCACUCGAGGCGAUCUUCGAUAUAGAUGCGGCGACAAGACCGGAGGAUAAGGACUAUUCGUUCUCAAGAAAAGGAUGGCAGGCGGACGAGGCAAACCGCCAGCGCGGAUUUGCCUGGCAAGACCGAAUAUACAAGCACAAUCAGGCAAAGAUUGACGACACACUUUCUUCACAGAAGGAUUUUGAUUGGCUCAGUAAAGAGAUUAGUUACGGUUUAUACUUGUCUGAUCAUAGUAUCCUCAACGACGUCGAAACGGAGCUCACAGUACUGGCCGGCAUUAUGAUCCAGAAUUUGCCUCGCGAGACAGGUUGGCAUCUCCGUGGUACGAGGCGAAUCGGAGUAAGCAAGGAGGAUGUAGAAACCAUCCAGCAAUGCAUUGAGCUAAUCGCUAAAUUCUGCAGGCUUCGACUUCAUAAAGUCCCUAGAGUAGCUGACAUUGAGCAUGAAGUUUGAGUCUAGGGAGGCGCUUAUAGGAUCUUCUGGGGAGAUACAAAUUAAAUUUAG